CCUAUUCUAAGAGUGCAGUCUCCAGUCCAACGGGUUGAAGGCACGAAGUAUUUGGCUGACGCAUCCUAAAGAAAGAACAAAUUUCAAGCACUUGCAGCACAGCCAGCAUUCCCUCUCGUUCGAAAGAUGGAGAAAAGAACGGUAACCAUCUUGCUGUUGGUUUUCUACUUGAGCUGCUUCGUGAAUGCCAAGACAAAAGUGCGCCUUCCGCAAGUUUACAGCAGAAGCUGUCCAAUAUCAAUAUGCGAAGAUGCAAACAGCUAUUGCGGAAGAGUCCGCGACGGGAAACUGAAGAUGCAACGAAUGUUUUACAAGCUGACAAAGAUGAUUUCAAAUCCAAAUGCGAUUGAGCUUCCUAUGCCUCGUCUAGAUCAACCCAUCAACGCAACGAUGCAGUAUUUCAUGAUUAACAAAUUUGACGCCCAAUGUUUCAAUUUGAUUUUUCUUGUGCUGGGAAAAGCACGAGGAGCUGUCUCCAGCGCCGCUAUGAAGCAAUUUCAAACGCAGAGAUUCACUACCUUCCAACAAUAUGAUGCUAUUGGCGAAAUGUUCAAAAAAGGCAUCGGGAUUUACAACCCGAUGUUAUCAAGAUAUUUUAGAAGCCCGUCAUUGAGUUAUCCUUUCAUGAAAGACCUUCGUAAAGGAAACUUUUUUCUAUCAGACGAAUAUUUUGUUCAAGGACGACUUGCAGGGAUGAACGUCAUGACUAUUCGUCGUGUAACGAGAAGAGGAAAGAUUGGGACAAACGUCAAGACACUGAAACAAAGAUUAAAUCCAAAUUUCAAAUGGGCAAAAGCAAUUUCUUCUGUUACUAGAAGAGGAUUUUGGCAGUCAAUAUCAGCAAGGAUGGUGUAUGUUUCGGAAUUCCCGUUGCUGAGCGGAAUGCAGAACAUCCCCGAUCCUUUAGCGAAGUACUUUCCACCUGGUGUCAAGGUGAUCCCCCAAACCAAUCCAAUCGCAAUAUUUGCAAGUCGGUAUAAUCAAAGGAAAAGACGAUAUGAACUAAAACCGGUGGCCAUUCAGAUAGAUGACAAGCAACAUUCAAAAGUUUACACCCCAAGUGAUGGAUUCAAUUGGCAAGUAGCAAAGGCGAUGCAUCUACUCACUGAAACUUUUCAUGGACAGUUCCACGAGCAUUUGCUCCAAACCCAUUUGAAAAUGGAGCCAAUCUGCGUCGUUUUAAAUCGGCAAAUCUCCGAAUAUCAUCCGCUGCACGAACUCUUGAAAUACCACUGUCGAGGAAUGCUGCCUCUUAAUGCCAACGCGGCACCAUCUUUCUUUGGAGAGUCGGGUUCUGCAAAUGUCAUGUUUGGUUUUGGGGCUCCUGGAGCGAUAAAGUUGGUGCAAAGAGGGUACAAGAAAAUGACUUGGAAUGAUAUUGACCUCGAGAAUAAUCUAAAGAAAAGAGGUAUGAACGACAGAAAAAAGGUCCCUUUUUACCCAUACCGUGAUGACGGCAGGGCUGUCAACAGGGUUCUGAAGAAGUUUGCAAGACAGUUUGUAGAUUUGUAUUACGAAUUUGAUCGAGAUGUUUUUGAAGAUCAAGAGUUACAGAACUUUAUAAAUGAGGUGUCUUUGAAAGGAAAGAGGCCCCCAAAUAAUGGAAUCGGUGGGGUAAAGGGGCUGCCUUCACAUUUUGCAACGAAAAAUCAACUCGCUAGAUUUAUCUCCGAGGUUCUCUGGAUACAAGUUCAGCAUGCUUCGAUAACUUAUCCACCAAUGGUUUAUGGGGAGUCGGCGUCUCUAGCUUCGUCAAGACUCUACCAUGACCCAAUAGGGUAUCACAAGAAGGACUUGGCCUAUUUGCUUCCUGGUCCAAUUGGGGCUAUUGUUCAAACGAGUGUAGCAAUGGGUGUCGGAGCCUAUCAUUAUGACAAUCUGUUUGAUUAUGGCGAUGAGCUACGGGAUCAGCCAAUGAAAAGACUGGUAGCAAAGACAUACAGGGAGCUAAUGGAGAGGGUGAAACCACUGCUUGAUAGAAGAAACGAGCAAAGAUUGAAAAGGGGGCAUGUCUCAUAUCCAUUCCUCGUUCCAGGUUGGGUUCCAAAUAGCAUCAGUACAUAGAAGAUAGCCUUACUAAACAGGCUGGACAAAUGCAUCUAAAGUUAAAAUGCACCAAUUUUUCAUAUAAUCAUUUUUAUAAAAGAUUUUACUACUCA
This is a messenger RNA of Rhopilema esculentum, 2159 nucleotides long. RefSeq lists its product as uncharacterized. Gene Ontology annotation, molecular function: metal ion binding; oxidoreductase activity, acting on single donors with incorporation of molecular oxygen, incorporation of two atoms of oxygen. Lineage: Eukaryota; Metazoa; Cnidaria; Scyphozoa; Rhizostomeae; Rhizostomatidae. Gene Ontology annotation, biological process: lipid oxidation. The record is from RefSeq and is a predicted model, not a curated record.